GUAAGGAUUCACAGUAUUCACACUCACUUAUACAGACGUUUAAACGCAAUUCCACCUCUACCUUGGAUGGAAGUAUUCACAGAUUGCACGCUCCGCAAUCAUUCACUGUUCGACUACGUUCGAAGCAGCUCCGGACGCAAUCGCGGAUCGUUUUGCGCUCAGGACGAUUCAGUUAUCCUUUUCGAGGAUCAGGACUCUAUAUCCUUCUCUGAGGAAUGUUCUUCACGCGACAGUACCGAAGACUUUUCUGCCGCUCAGAAGUGUUUUUCAGUAAAAACUGAACCGCAAACCGGGCCACUGUUUGUGUGUUGUACACCAGUGUUUGGAUAGAUGCUGUGUGGUCACUCAGUGCUUUUAGUGUUCCAAUUAGGAUGUGCUUUGGUGUGAGUGAUGCUCUCCAAGGCAUUGCUCAGUUAUAACGCUCUGUAUGCAACCGACCUAUGUGUAAGAAAUUAAAGCUACCAAUAAAGGCGAUUCGGGUUCUAAUAUUUAUUAUGCUAAUUCUUCAACAUUGCACCGUCAGUUACAGCCAGCCAAAUUGUUUCGGACCAGUAUGCAAGACAAAAGUGUAUAACGAUAAGCUCUGUGGCUACGUCUACAUCAAUCAAACCAAUCAAAAGAUAAUGAUUAAUAGAAAUAAUGACUCGUUUCUUUACAAAAUUUCCACGACUUACCAGCCACCGGAUUCGAGAUGGGAAAUAUCAAAUGACAAGCAGAAGAACAUUCCAGCUUUCUAUCUAUUUGAUCCAAAUACCAAGAGGUUUUUGUGUUGGAAAAGUAUGACGGGACCUGUAGUGGGAUUGACUUACGAUAGAAUCGAAAAGGGUAUAAAAAACUGGGACCUUUGUAAGUUUACCGAUGUCCCUCCCGACGAUACCCGGUACAACAAAACCCACGUAUACCUUCAACUUGUCUUCCAGAAGAAGAACAUAACGUUGAGUUUUGACAGGAAAGGACAGACAAUGUCUCAGAGGCGUAUCCAGAAGUGCUUGCGCAAGAACCACAUGAGCAGACAUUCCAAAAUGAAUGCGCGAAAGAAAAAUAAGUGCUUUGGAAACAAUUUGUUUAUGCUCUAUUCCAAAUUUAAUGAAGGGGAAGGGAAUCGCGGUAAAACUGCCUAUGAAACCUUAUGUGACGGCAAAACGGCUCAUAUGGAUGAAUUGGCCGGGGUCUGUGAAAGAAGAAUCCCGAAGAAGCGACUGUAAGAGAUUUGACACUAGAGGGUUGUGUCUAGAACUAUGUUACAUCUCACAUUUGACUCCGGACAAACAAAGACACUAAAAUUCAAGUAAUUCUAGUCUAAGGAUAUUAAGGUAGUUAAUGUAAUUUGCUCCUACCAUAACCUUUUCUGGCGAUAGAUAGCACCGAUAAACAAGCCAAGUACCAUAAAACCGGUACCGAUUAAGUAUUUUCAAAUAACCCUACUUAUAGUUAAGCUUCACCAUAUACGCUUAUUAUAAUAAUGAAAAAAAAACCCUUACCCCAAAGUAUAGGUUUCUUCGAUUCUACGCAUGAAUUGAAAUCGAUUUGUGCACUGACUAAGCAGCUUUCGCCAACUAGGAAAUGUCCACCCACUACGGCAAAUGGUUAAUAGAUGAAAACAGACCUUUUUGCCUCUUUUGGAGCAAUUUUCAAUAAAAAAAUUCUAAAUGUUUGAGCAUGUGGAAAUUCUUAGAAACCGCUUCAGAGGAGGAAAUGUAAUGCUUAGUCCCUUGAAGCUCCUACUAGGCUUUUGUUAUAUUUCAAAUAAUUUAUGAAUUGAUGAAAAUUGAAUCAGAAGUCAAUUGUAUUGUGCUUGGAAACAUUCUGCAAAAUGUAUAGAAUCAAUUGCUUGUGCUGAUCAUUUAAAUAUUAAAAUUAUUGUCAAUUUUCUUGCACUAAAAACCAUUUGCUGAAUUUGGUGUUGACAUAAAUAUUAUAGCGUCAGUAUUCUAAUGUAAGUCGUUUCUGACUUGCCCUCUACUUCUAGCAGGAUGCGGUCCUGUUAACAGUAGCACACAAGUCUCAGUGUAUAUGAUUGUACAAAUUAUUACUAAAAACCUUUUAUACCACCCAACUUAAUUUAUUUUUCUAUCUCUUAAUAUAUUUUUUUGUAAUUUUAUUUCUUAAGUUAUUACAAUUCCAUGAAGCUAGUCAAUUGGACGACAUGCCUUCACGUUUCAUCGACUUUGAGAAAAAUGCAAGGGAUGUUGUUUGUCUGACUGAUGUGACUGCGUAUUUUGUUUUACCUCCGUGAGGUGUAUUCUCUGAGAGUUUCUGUAUAUUUAUUAUUUAUUUUUGUAAAUAUUUGUUAGACCACCGUUUGAAAUGAUCCAUUGUUGAUUCAGUUGUGUUUCAUAUUUUUUUAAACUCGACUGAAAUAUUAUUUGUAACGAUGGUCUUGUUAUGAAAUGAGAAUAGACACUUUUUGAGUCACCCAGUGCGCGCCUGCUACUAAACUAUUUUUUUUGUUUUUGUUUUCAACGCGGCUUUAGUCUAUUCUUGUUUUUCCAUGUUUUAAUGGAGGAUUCAACGAGGAACACUGAGCGAAUUAUUCCAAUUAGUGACUGCAUGAGGAUAGUUUUGCUACGGGAAUAAUUUGGCAGUGAUUUUCGUGUUGCAGUAAAAGUACCAAAUAGUUGACUAGGUAUGACGCUCUAGAAUAGAAUAACCCUUAAAAAAAGUGUGGGAAAUAGUGUGCUCAGUAUUACGUUUUUUUCAUCUUUUUCAAUCACUUUAUUUAAUAUGUUGGGCAUAUUAAAUUCAAGGUUUUUUUGUAUUUGCAGAAAUACCAAAUCAAUUUUGUCAGCAUUCCAGAGCACCAUUUCCGAACAUUUUUGAAUAUAAAUGUCAGAGGAACUUUACACGGGGUGGUACAUACGACACUUUAAACCUUUCCGACAUUUCAUCGAUCUAAUACGUAUUCAUUUGACCAUCCUGUAAGUAAACGUAACAUAAUAUAUUUACUAUGUAUUUUUUUGUAAUUAUAUCACGGCCUCGCUCAUGUAUGUAAUUCGAUGUAAGAUCUGUUGUAGAAAUGUGUCCUUAUAUUUACAUUCCAAGUCCCAUAUUUACUGAUGUCCGUUUGCAAUAAAAAACAGUCAGUAACUGA
Dendroctonus ponderosae (mountain pine beetle) is the source of this 3091-nucleotide messenger RNA. RefSeq lists its product as uncharacterized. Bases 441 to 1205 code for a protein of 254 amino acids. The transcript is spliced from 5 exons. NCBI's taxonomy places the organism in Eukaryota, Metazoa, Arthropoda, Insecta, Coleoptera, Curculionidae. The record is from RefSeq and is a predicted model, not a curated record.